AUGGCACCGUCUUCGUUUCAACUAUUGCUGGGGCUUCUGAUGCUUGCAGCAAUAUGUGCUUCUGCAGCACAUCCUCGGGCCACAUUGGGAUUUGAUAGGAUGAGAAAGCAUUCGGGCAGCAGCUCGGUCUCUGUUAAUGUCCUGCCUGGAUUUGAAUUGUAUAAUUACACGCAGACAUUGGAUCAUUUCAACUUUAAACCAGAAAGUUACGCUACUUUCCAGCAGAGAUACAUACUGAAUUACCAGUACCGGGGAGGGGCAAAUAGCAGCUCACCCAUCUUCGUUUAUUUAGGUGCAGAGAUAGAUGUAACGCAAAAUCUUGAUUUAUCAAUUAUUGAUCUUGCUGCUCGGUUUAAAGGUUUGCUGCUGUAUAUAGAGGUCAGUCUGUCUUCUCCUUCAUUUAGAUUUUUCAAUUCUCUGGAGGCAGAGCUUCAUGAACUAGAAUAG
This is a messenger RNA of Dovyalis caffra, 447 nucleotides long. The record is from the annotation of a GenBank genome assembly. Lineage: Eukaryota; Viridiplantae; Streptophyta; Magnoliopsida; Malpighiales; Salicaceae.